Molecule: messenger RNA, 2187 nt
Organism: Symsagittifera roscoffensis
Lineage: Eukaryota; Metazoa; Xenacoelomorpha; Acoela; Convolutidae
Product: 4-aminobutyrate aminotransferase, mitochondrial-like
Exons: 4
Coding region: 347-793 (148 amino acids)
Biological process (GO): GABA catabolic process
Cellular component (GO): mitochondrion
Molecular function (GO): pyridoxal phosphate binding
Source: RefSeq, a predicted model, not a curated record
AGCCGGUACCUCAAGGCUCGGGAUACUUUUACCUUCAUGUAAACUUUAUUAGAAACGAUACAAAUGGUCUUAGAACCACUUGAACUUUGGAUUACGUGAGUGAUUAAUCCUUGGUUCCAGUGACUUCAGGAUAUGCUCUGACUGUUUGACCGACUAUCUGCAAGAUAAACUAAUCAAAAUCUUUUCGCCGAACAUUUCAAUCAUUUUGAACCUCGAAACACAAGCUUAAAGAUUUUGUAAAUUAUUGGCCAACAUAACUUCAUUGGGUACCAAAUUAUUCAUUCCUAUCUACGUUGAAGCUGAAAUUAAUUUCAUUUGUUACUAAGGUAUUCGAAGCUUAGCUGAAAUGCGUAAGAGCUUAACAACUGGCAGAACUGUCCACAAAUUGGGUCUGCAACUUUGGCGUAGUGCGGCUACAGCCCUGAAGCCGCAUAUAGUUCCAGAAACAGUGCCUGGGCCUAAGUCGAAGGAGCUGAAGCAGGAACUGACCUCUAUUCAGAACACUGUGCUGUUGAACUUCUUCGUCGAUUACGAGAAGUCCAGUGGGAACUAUUUGGUAGAUGUGGAUGGCAACCAGAUACUGGACGCAUUCGCCCAGAUAUCUUCAAUGCCAUUAGUGUACAAUCACCCAGCACUGCUGCAGAUGAUGCAAGCAGAAGGAGCCGUCUCCAAGGUCAUCAACAGACCAGCACUCGGUAUGUUCCCCCUGUGCACGAUUCACUCCUCUCUGUCGCCCCCAAAGGGUAUCUAUUUUCACUGUAAAUUUUGUGCAAGUAAUGACGAUUUGAAGUGAUUGCAUGUACAUCUCUGAUGCUGCCGCCAGGAGGCAUCCAAAUACAAUAAUAUAAGAAAUAAAAUAUGAUAUUCAGCGUUGUAUUGUAUCAAUAGGUCGUGAUUCUCUUAUCUAAAUACCAUCGCCGCAGGUUCAGUGUUGAAGUUCUUAGUCGUUUGUUAGAAUUAGGAUCAUUGGUCUGUUCGUCGGCAUUGUUAACAGUUGACGUUAGCCAAUUUUGACGGGCCGCAGACAUUAUCGGGUCAGAAAAUGAAACAAGACGCCUUUUUGAGAUUUUGGGGCGCGUUCAAGUAAGAAAAUGCCCGCAAAGUUUUCUAUUUGAGAUGAGCUUUAUGGGAAGUGCGGUGGACCAUAGAAUGCGGUGGACGCGGAUCUCCUGGCCUGUCAGCUCUGCCCUUCACCUCUGGCUUCCACGGCAGGACUCUGGGAUCUCUGUCGGACCAAACCACUGCACAAGGUUGAUAUAAUCAACACAUUCGACUGGCGCUGUGUACAGUUCCCUCUCAAGUACCCGCUGGAGUAACAUGUGGCAGAGAAUGAACAGAUAUAGAAAGAGACAUUAGCCAGAGUGGGAGAGACAAUCCAGUAGUGGAAAUAGACAUUCCAGUAGUGGAAAUAGACAUUCCAGUAGUGGAAGAAGACAUUCCAGUAGUGGACGAAGACCAAGCCCAUCGCAGCUGUGAUUGUGGAACCCAUUCAGGCGGAAGGUGGCGACAACCAGGCCUCACCCCAGUUCUUUCGUAGGCUGCAAAAGAUAUGCAAGGAGCACAAUGUCGCCUUGAUUGUAGAAGAGGUGCAGACUGCCUUCGGACCCAACGGACAAUUCUGGGCACACGAGUCCUGGGAUCUUCCCUCUCCCGCGGAUAUGGUGAUAUUCAGUGAAAAGAUGCACAUUGCUGGUUUCUACUGCCAGCCAGAAUGCGAAGAAGCCCAGCAGGGUUAUAGAAUUGUCAACACAUGGGUCGGUGAUCCGCUCCGAUUGGCGCUUUUGAAAACGACAUUAGAAGUAAUCAAACAGGACUGCUUUCUCAAGGUUGUGAAGAAAAGCGGGAAGAUCUUGAUGGAGGGCUUGAAAAAGCUUAGAAAGUUCGAGGCCUCAUAUGAUCUCACGCGUGGGUGGCAUGGGAACUUUCAUUGAAUUUGACAUUCCGACCGAAAAGAUGAGGAAAGAUCCGAUUAGCCGAAUGUUCCAUAAAGGUGUUCUGUUUGGUGGAUGUGGCGUGUCAUCUGUCAGAAUGAGGACCGCUCUGAUAUUUGAUCAAAAGGAAUGCGAAAUUUUUCUGGAGACUCUAAAACAUUGCCUUUGAUUGAAAGUAUUUUCAUUGAACUGGAUAUGAAAAUAUUUAUUUGACGCGAUAUUUUAUUUGAUUAUUGAGGUAUAAUUUGUUAUUAAG